Molecule: messenger RNA, 10002 nt
Organism: Strongylocentrotus purpuratus (purple sea urchin)
Lineage: Eukaryota; Metazoa; Echinodermata; Echinoidea; Camarodonta; Strongylocentrotidae
Exons: 18
Coding region: 547-5628 (1693 amino acids)
Biological process (GO): intracellular protein transport; exocytosis
Cellular component (GO): exocytic vesicle; plasma membrane
Molecular function (GO): small GTPase binding; neurexin family protein binding
Source: RefSeq, a predicted model, not a curated record
UCAGGUUUUAACCACUAAUGUAAAGCUUAUCACAGGAGAGAAUUAAGUCGGGAGUGAUUAUUAAGUUUGUGAGGCUUACAUCGUGGACCUACUACUUACAUGCAGUUCCACAGGAUCCUGGCACCUUUCAUCUGUUUUGUUCAUUUUUGUUUUACUGCAUUGAUAUCUAUCUUUUGAUUGGUUGGAUGUGUUUUGUGGAUUCUCUUCUAUUAAGUUACAGGUUCUGAAUGAUAACUCAUCUGGUCGACGAAAACAAGUGAAAUCUUAUACGAAAGAGCCUGACCAAUCUAGCCUGAUUGUAAUUACUGCGGAGAAACCACUCCAAUUUGUUCAAGGUUCUUUAAAAGUGGUUUAAACCAACUGUAAAACUAUGCUUUCCACGCCGUAGCAACUUAAACUGCUUCCGUGUCCAUGGUACAAGCCCGGGAUACUGCAUCCAAAUUAUCUUGACUACGAGAGGAAGGGGUGCGGAGCGGUACCGCGGUAAGGGGGCGAUAGACCCCAAUUGAAGUUUCUCCUGGUUGUUGACGAGAACAGCAAGGGAAGAUGAUCAACCUGGAGCAUCUGACAGAGCAGGAGAGGAAGAUCAUCAUGGAUGUCUUGCAGAGAGAUGAGCAGCUCAGACAGUCGGAGCAGGAGAGAGUCAAGAGCAACACAAGAAAACUGAAAACAGAACUCCAUGAGCUGCGAAGAAAAUCUGCAGUGAAGGUCGAUGAGGACAGUGGGGACAGUGGCAAGAAGGUUUGCGCUCGUUGUCGUGAGCCGCUCGGCACGAUAUUCAACUCGGGGGAAGUGUGCCCUCGUUGUCAGCACAAAGUCUGCUCCAGCUGUAAAGUGCUUCUUCCGAACACCAAGAAAUGGCUGUGUACAAUCUGCAACAAGCACCUGCAAAUCCGACUAGAAUCAGGAGAGGCGUUUGGACCUAAAGAAGGCCAAGCAGAAGCCUACGGUUCAGACCUAGUCAAGAUGUCACUCGCCAAAAACAAGACUGGGCGUGACCCGAUCGUACACGUCAAUGGUGGUCCUCAGAGCCCCGCAGACUCUGGUUUCCAUGGGCGCGGUGGUGCCAACGUACCAUCGGUCGGUGAGAGCAACAGCACCACGUUUGACGAGGACUACCCAAGCGAUGUCAGCUACGAGCAGAGCAUGGUGUCGGGCAUGGAGAGCAUCGGACCGAGCGUCUCCCAGCGUGGCACCGUUGUAAGUAAUGGUGUUGAAGGCGGGCUGCAUGAUACGGCUGACAUCACAAUGGAGCGCAUCCCAUCACGGAACGGUUCUCCAGCAACCAGCCGAAGGGGCAGGCAGGGAGGAGAUGCAGCUGAUUAUAGCCAGUAUGAGAAGUCCAGAUCAAGAAAAUCCCACAGUCCUGCAGGCAGCAGAAGAAACUUGCAAGGGGCGGAGCUGUCUGAAGACGAGAGGAGCUACCGGUCUAACGGGUCUGGUGGAAGGGGUGGGUCCGGUGGAAGGGGUAUGUCUGGACACCCCUCUAUACCAACCAUCGCCAUUCAAGAUACAGGUGACUCAUCGUUCAGUGAAGGUGAAUACUACAGUGGUUCGGAAAGGUUGCAUCGACAGGCCCUGGAAGCUAACAUGUACAGGGAUGAUGAAGAAAUCCACCAAACUUUGGAGUUUUCUACCCAGAACCCUGAGUUUUCCCAACUUCCUGUUAAUGAGGAGGGAACUAGUGUAGAGGAAGAAGAGUUGGAAAUUAGGAAGAGCUAUGUCUCCUUCUGUGAAGUUGACCAGUCAAGUCUUGGAGAAUCUCAAGAUGAAAUGGUGGAGGCUUGUGUCAUCACGACAAAUGCAGUAAUUGAGAAUGAGCCCAGUGAUUCCUUGAAGGAAACGGCUGUUGAUCAGAAACAGCAGGUCAUCUGUCACGAAGAUGAUACUUUGGAUGGCAUGAAGUCUUCCUUCAAUGGGCCCAAAAUUGAAAGAAGUGAGUUGGACAAUCUGGCGCUCCGUGAAACAGAGGAAGGGCUACUGUUGGCAACUGCUUCUGGAGUUGUUCAGCAGGUUCUCAUUGGAGCUAAGCGACAAAUGCAAGAAGAGAUUCGCACAGGCAAAGGAGAGGACUCUCCUCGAGUCACAGUAUCAGCCAUGCAGCCAGAAGUACAGGACUCUGCAGAAGGAGCAAUGGCACCUUUGAAGCCAGAGAGAUCCCCUGCUACUGCCGACCCUGAUGUGCCAGUGGCCUUUGACAGCAGUCUGGAAGCGGGAGCUUCGGCUUCACCUGGACAGCCUGAACCAUCCACAGCCACCAUCAAGAUCAUGACGGACCUCACAGGGGCCGGGCCCAUCAGAGAGUUGAAAUUAAGUCAAGAAUUAUUCAAGGAGUCUGGCAAGAAUGGAGAUCUCGGAGUGACGCAGUUUGAUAUCCGCGGGACUGGUCCACCCAAAGUGGAAUCAGAGCUUGGUACCAAGGGUCCAGGAGAAGAAGACGAUACUGAGAGGACAGAAAAUGUCCAAGAGGAAGAACCACCAACCAGGAAGGUUGAACUGAAGCAGACUGUAGAAGAAGUCAGCAGUGGGGAGGCUGUCAUGGUUAAUCCUUCAGAACCCCAGGUUAUGGUAAUGGAAGGACCAGUAGAAUCUCUGAUACUUCCAAAGUUACUACACCAGCAUGAUGAAGUUCAUGCCAUAGAUGUUGAUCCUGAACAGAAGUCGUGUGCAGAGCAGGACGAUGUCGAUGAAGAAUCAGAAUCCAUAGGGUUUCCUGAUGGUGAAAGCACAAUACUGGGUGCAAUCAAAUCUCAAGAAAAGCCUGUAGAGGAAGCAUUGGAAUUAAGCUCGGAAAUGGUGCCCCUGCUGGCACUAAAGCCUAAUGAAAUGAUGCUUCCAGAAGAUCCUUUGGUCGAAGUAAGACAAAUGGCUGAAGACACGAUGACCAGCAUCUCAGAGUCUUUGUGUGAAGAGGAGAUGUCUCUACCAGAUCUAGAGCAGUCUGAGAGAUUAGAAUCUACAACGGUUGUAGCUGAUAAAUGUUGUGCACUUCAACCUGUGCCUCCUGAGGAACCUCUGCAGAUGAAUGGAGAAAAGCCUGAAACCUUUCAAGAUCUAGGUGAAGAACAGAGGAGCAUACAUGCAGUUAACAUAGGUGAUGCUUCAACUCUUCCUCCAAAGGGAGACAACAGCCAAGAUGAAAGCAAAGGAGAAGAUGAAGUUAGACAAAUGGAGAGCAGUGAUACAUAUCUCGACCCUCCUCUUGGUACAAGCAGUUCAAGUUUGGUUCACAGAGAGGUCAAAGACAGCAAAGAGGACAUGUCGAUUCGGCAGGAAAAGGAUCAGAAACAAGAAGAAAGAUCUGAUGGAUUGCAUUAUAAAAGGGUCUCACAAAAGAAGAAAACGGUUGCUCAUCACGUCAAGAAGGUCCUGGAAAGAAAAAAAGUAGGAGAGGACAGUGUGAGACCUCAACUGUACAAGCCUGGCAAUCAAGAUGAGAAAAUGUCAAAAGGGAUCCAUGAAGAACAGAUAAAAUCUGCAGCUUCUCUAAACCAGAUGGAUGAGAAAGAUCUCCACCAAUCUGGUAAUGCCAAGCUGCUCUCUCUUGGUGAAGAAAGUAGUACACAAUCCGGGAUAGCACCCAUAACAAAAGCACCUCUAUCAAACCAAGGAAUUUUAUUGGAGUCCCUUCUAGCACUCAAAGUUGAUGAGAUAGUGCUUCCUCCAGAUUCUCUACACGAAGUAAGAAAGGUGGCUGAGACCACAUUGGACAGUAUUCAAGAAUCUAAAAGAAGGUUCUGUGAAGAGGCGACAUCCCUUCCAGAACAGACCCCUGUGAGAAUUGCCUACCAAGCCGAGGAAUUUCAGGAUGGACCUCAAGGAGAAUUCGCCAAACAAGACCAACUGGAACCAAUGAUGAUGAGGAAAGGGAAAAUCCUUCUGGGGCAUGAAAUACAGCUCCACUCAGCACGACACCUCCCUGUUGUAAGAGAGAUGGCAGAGUUUGAGUCUUCCUCAGGAGGAGGGGCAGUAGAGUGCUCAGAGGAACCAUGUCUUGUCAGGGAGGAGGAGGAUUUCGUUUCCAAUAGGGAGGAACGAGGGAUAAUUACUCUCCGACAUGUAGGUCUGUUUGGAUCAUCUAGGAAAGGAGGAUUGCAGAAGGUGAAUGUAGUGAACGAUCAGUGGACUUCUCGUGGGUUCUAUGUCACGGGAACGUUGGACCCCAACACAGGACAGUGGGUAACCUAUCGCAAUGGUCAGCUCGUUACGAGCUCAGACGCAGUGACUGCUGAUCAAGAUCCUGCCAAAGGAACCUCCAAGUCUAAUGGGCAUGCGGGCAGAGCUCCUUCCAAAGAAGAGCUUCGAACAGUCCCUGAUGUACAAGUAGAUCCAAACUUAGACAAACCUGCAGCUGUUACAAUCGAGGUUGACAUUGAAAUUCCCCCACGAGCGCCAAGAGUUCCGGAGGGAGACCAAAGGACGACGGUGUCAUCGCUCAACGAGGAAUUCAAAUCUUUAGGGAAAACGGAAUCAUUGUCAAAGUUCACAUCUCGAUCAUCAACAAGCAGCGUGACCUCCCCAGUCGAAAAGAGAUUAUCAAAGAAGAAUAUGCUGCAUAAGACAAGAGAAAAGAGAAGAUCCCAAAAGGGUAGUUCGUCUAGCCUGACCAGCCUCUACAGCACAGGGGAAGAGUUCUACGGCAAGUACCCCAUCACAGGGGACGUCAGCUUUGGCCUGGGGUACAACUUCAAGACCAAUGUCUUCGAGGUCAAGAUUGGUGGCUGUCGGGACCUGGUCCCCAUCGACGCUAAGAAGAACAAGUCAGAUCCGUACAUCAAGACCUAUCUCUUGCCAGACAAGUCCAAGAACAGCAAACGUAAGACCAGGACCAAGAAAGGCACGAUCAAUCCCAACUACAGUGAGAAUCUGAAGUAUCCCAUCGCCCAGAGUGAGCUGGAGACGAGGACCCUUAGUGUGGCUAUCUGGCACUAUGAUCGCUUUGGACACAACAUGUUCCUGGGAGAGGUUUUGCUCCCCCUAGACGGUCUGGAUCUGACCAGCUAUCCGGUCAAGUGGCAUCAACUCAAGACAAGGGUUCCACCUAACGAGACCAAGCCCAUCUCCUACAAGGGAGACAUAGUCCUAGCCCUCAUGUUUGAAACCCUGCUCGACGAGAACAAGAACGGAACCAGCGGGUCCAAGUCGACGUCAUUACGGCGCAAGAAGAAGGGUCCACCGUCUAAGGUGAUCGGAGGGAGUCUCAAGAUUCAUAUCAAGGAAGCUAAGAACCUCUCACCUCCCAGAGUUGGGGCUGUUGUCAACCCCUACGUCAAAGUGUACUUGGAACCAGACCGAAGUAAAACUCAUAAGAAGAAGACCUCUACGAUGCGUAACACCCUCAACCCAUCCUAUGAGCAGAGUCUGGAGUUUCCUAACGUCACCGAGGACAUUCUCAAGGAGAGGGCGCUAGAGGUCGGCAUCUGGGAUAGCGAGAUUGGAUCUUCUUCGUUGCUAGGAGGAGUAAGACUCGGCUCAGGCACUGGCAAGUCGUAUGGUCGAGGUGUUGAGUGGCAAGACUCUACGGGGAUCGAGAUUCAACUGUGGGAAGAGAUGCUGCGCAAUCACAACCAGUGGGUCGAAGCAUGUCUCACGCUCAGAGCUUCAUUCGACAAAGACAAAAAGACAUAAGAGCAAAAUCACCAUGGCAACAUCAUCAUCACUCUUGUUGUCAUAGCAAUAGUCUAUGUAUCAUCAUUGUCAUUGUAGUGGUGGUCGUUGAUGCUCUUGAAACUUCUGUCGACAAAGAUAUUGGAGCCAUCAUCGUCAUUUUGGUAGUUGUCAUCGUCACAAUCGCGUAGUGGUGGUCGUUGAAGCUCUUGAAACUUCUGUCGACAAAGAUAUAGAAGCCGUCAUUGUUAUUGUGGUAGUUGUCAUCGUCACCAUCAUGGUACCGGUGGUCAUUGUUGUUACAGAUCUCUCAUUCUUGGAGCUUCAUUGGACAAGGACAAGAAUAUAUAGGAGAGCAAUCAAUGUCAUAUCAUCCUGGUGGUGAUCAUGAUAGUCGCCAUCAAUGCAAUGAGUGUUCAUGUCAAUGUUGGUGAAGUCAGGGAUGCCAGUUUUCAGUCAAAAGCUUGAAAAAAGGCCCUGGCGAUUUAUUUUCAGGCCAUAGUUUAGGCUUUUUGUGUGUACAAAAUAGCCCAUUCUAGGUAAUUUUCUAACUGGCAUCCUUGUGAAGUACAUACAUUUUGAAAUGGCAUUCCAACUAGAUGCAGAUAUUUAUCGUAAUUUCUUGUCCUAUACUAUGCAUGAAAAUGGGAAUUAAUUGAUAGUAGAUGCUUAAAGCAAUCAUGUAACGAUUAACCAGAUCACUAUGAAUACAUGUAUAUAUGAUACGAUGGUCUCCUCAAUUAGGAUGAGGGAAAGUGAAUCUUUAUAUCUCCUGGAGGUGUUUUCAGUAAACCACAAGUGCUAUUUCAUUGCCAGUAGCUAGGAUGCACAUUUACAGAAAAUAUUGUAUCAUAUCUUUUCCAGGGCAUUUCAGGGCACAAUGUAUUCAGAUGGAAUGAUAUACAUGUAGUUAUCCCACAUAUUCAUUAUUGUGUGUGGUUUUCACCUGCGUACAGCCAAACAUGUGGGGAUUUUUACACCUUGGAAUAGAUAGCUGGAGUGGCUUAACCAGCUACUUUCCUUAAUCAGACAACUUUGAGAUUGAACCAAGUCAACAUGUACAUUCAGAAAUGAAUAGGACUGUAGUCCUGUAUAUUCAGAAUUGUGUAAAGGUUUUUUGUUUUUCCGUAUUCAAAUGAUUUGAUCUGGGAAAUCAUAAAUGAGCGUGAUUAAGUUGAUCAAUCAAUCAGAAACGUUCACUUUUUUGAAGCCGGUCCUUUUUAAUUUACUUCAUGUAAAAUUUAUAAAAGUAGAUAUAUCCCAAGGCAUUUUUCUGAAAUAUGUUUUGAUAUACAAAAUUCUUUGCUAUACAGGAUUUGCCUCAUAAUAUUUGAGUUUUUUGCCUUCUCAUACUAAAUGUAGGCUGUGGUAUGUUUAUGUACAUGGUUAAUACGACAUGGUAAUCAAUAUAUCCAAAUUUGCAUGAACAUGUAAAUACCAUUCGUUUGUAUAUUUAUUCCCUUUUUACAUAUUUAUUUUAUUUAUGACACUCCUCUUAGUCUUAUGAACUGCAACUUUUUCUUAGAUAUUUAACCUGGGUGAAACAUCUUCUUUGCCAUUCAAAUGAAAUUGUGUUGUAAUGCCUUGUACUCGGGUUAAAUGAUAGAAAAGAACAGGAUUUUUAUGGGGUAAAAUAAGAUAAUAAUAUUGGCAUUGUACCUUGCAAACAACUCUCUUAAAUAUAUAUAUAUAUAGAAUAAUAUUUUAUGAGUUUAUUACUGAGGAACUAUUGAGGAACUGCUCAAUAUAAGUGGUAUUUUUGCGUAGAUCCUAUGUAUACAUGUACGUGAAAGGAAGCGAAAUUUGUGUAUUAUCUUGUGCAUAUAUUGUUUUUCCUUUUUUGAGAACACCGCAAAAGUCUUCCAUCCAUGUCUAUCAAAUAUGUUGGUGUUAUCUAUUCGUUUUGUAUUCAUUUGAGUGGCUUGUGCCCAUGCAUUAUUCUUGAAUCUCAGUUCAUGCAUGUAGCAAAUGAAUAUUGGCAAUUUGAUCAGUUAAUAUUUCAUGCAAUUUGAAAAGCAUUCAACCAGGUCUAUACCAUAGGAAGAUAUACAGUACUUGUGACUUCAAUGAUAUGCUUGGCCUGCCUCUGUAAAUGUAUUCUUACCGGUAAUCAUGUGCGUAUUUGAUGAUCACAAUCUUAAAUUCUUGACAUUUUCCUUGACAGUUAUAUAAAUGAUGAAUUAUGCUGCAUACACCUGUAUCUUAUAGAAUAUGCCUGAUUUAAUCAAAACUGUUUAAAAAUAGUCACUAUUGUGAUAACUUUAUUUAUUUGUAAAAACAAAUCCUUUCAAACUCUAGGUAGAAAAAGCAAACUGUAGGGCCAUGUAUUUUGAUAAAUUGCUAAUCUCUUUGUUUGGUUUGUGUUUUUUUCUCAUUUUUAGUCUCACCUGCUAUAAAGAUAAAUUGAAUUAAGCAACUCAUAGUCACAUGUAUAUUGUUCACACAGUGGCAUUAGGUAUCUCUCUAGUUCAUUGAAUAAUUGUGAAAUUCUAGGAUUUUAAUUUUAUUUGUACACUUUCUUAGACCGGGACAGGUACGUCAACCUAUGCAAAAUAAACAAGGGGGGGGGGCUACGGAUCACCAAUAAAACUAAUAAUUUGUGGUACAUGUUCAUGUAUUGACCCAUGUGUCCAUAAAUCAAGGUAUAUUUGUCUUGCACAACACCAUUUAGUCCAAAACUAUACUUUACUUCAGUGUUUUGAUUUUGCUACCUUGACAAUAAUGUUUAUUUGUAAGAUUGACAAUUGUAUUCACCUUUGAUAUUUAUAUGAGGUUUUGAUUGGAGAAAACAAGAUAGUUUCUUACAAACCUGGACGACAUCAAACAAAGGGGGAAAAAUCCUCUCUCUCUCUCACUUAUAGUAAAUCAGAUAAGGUUACAUAAUUCUCAACAAUUUUCUGGUCCAUUGUUUCUCAUGAAUUUUCCAUUUGACUUUCAUGAUUAUAAAUCAGGCAGAAAAGAAGAAUUUGCUACAAAAAACAUGGAAAUUUAUUUAAGGUGAACUGGUAUUCCUUAUUUGUCUGUAUUGGGAAUUUUGUCUAUGCAUCUCUUAACCCCAAGGAGGGAAUCCGUAUUGAUAGUUAUCAAGGUGAUGGCAUUUAAUGAGUAUAAUUCUUAAUGUGCACAUGAAACCAAUUGACUCUUUAUGAAAUGUAUAUUCUACAGGCCUUUUUACCAUUAAACUAUUAAUUACAUCAUUUACAUGUAUAUAUAGAAUGUUGAGAGUUCUUUUUUGAAAGAAUGAUUUUCAUGAAAUAUGUGCAAUGAGAAAUUUCAGGAUACCUACUAAUACUCUAGUCUCGAUUUACAUGAAAGUAUAAUUUUAUAUUACUAGAAGAUUGAUAUGAUCUGUGUUAUGUAGGUGCUUGGAGCAGUAUAUUAGCAUACAGCUAAACUUGUCUAUUAAGGCCAUCCAAGGAAAACAUGAAACUAGCCACUGUAGACAGGUCGUCCUUCCAGACAGGUUCUACAACACACAUAUCUCCCUAGAGAGAGGCAAUAGAGGUGGUCACUGUAGACAGGUGGCCUUUGUAGACAGGUGGUUCUUCUAGACAGGUUCUACAACACACAUUUCUACCUAGAGAUGGCUGCUAGAGACAGAUUUGACUGCACUUUUAAAUGGAAUGCAAAAACAGUAGAGAUAUUCUCUCGUUUUUUAAAUUGUUGAUGUAUUUUACUAUCCUGCGAUUUCAGAAAAUGAACUGUAUUAGAAUAUUCAUGUAGAUUUGGAAUUCGGUAUAGGUGGCUACUUGUAUUUAAAUGAAAGCAUGUUUUACUAAACUUAAAGGAUGGUAGCAAUACAAAUAUUUGGUUCAGAAUUCUCAAUCUGUAUUCUCUUGUGUAUUUUUACUGGAUUUUAGGAACAUUUUACAAACUUUUCAUAGUGCUUAUUUUGACUGAUAAAUGUGUGGGAUAACCUUCAGUACACCACUAUGAUAUGUAUGCGCAUGGAUUCAUAAAGAACAGUAACUAUAAUUAUAUUGAACAAAACUCUCCUCAAGAAAAAUGUGCACUGUUAUUUAUGUCAUUUUAACAAAACAUCAUUUAUUGUUUGAGCAUGGAACUUCAUGUGUUGUAUGGUAGAGUUUAAAAAGUCUGUUUUGUUUUUCUCUUCCACUUUUGUAACCUUUGCACAGCAAUAUUUCUCCAGUGCUUUCUUUCUAGCUUUGUAGUAGUAUACAGUGUAUGUGGUUUGUCGAUGACAUGGAUCCCUUUUUACUGUGCCUUCUUGCAUGUUGAUCGUUUUGUGUUAUACGUUCCGUUUUUUAUAUAUAUGUAUUUAUAUAUAUGAAAAUCUGGAUGGGAAAUGGUUUUACCAAUAUAAAAUUUCAUAUAUAUAUGUAUUGUGUAUUGUAAAGAGAGAGGUGAUGAAAUUAUUAAAUGGAAGGGAUAUAU